ACUCGCCGUUUCAAAAUGCUGCCGGGCCCUUCGGCUCUGUGAGUGACCCCCCGGGCGCGGUUGGGGAGCGACUCGUGGAGCUGCCGUGAGUUUUAUCAGCAGACUUCGUUUUUUACUGCCAAAAUGACAUCGCUUUCCACCUCUGCCCAGUGUUCAUCUGAUAGUGCUGGCAGGAUCUCUUCAGAACAAAUCACUCAGGUACGACCCAAACUGCCACUUUUGAAGAUUUUGCAAGCAGCAGGUGCGCAAGGUGAAACAUUCACUGUUAAAGAGGUCAUGCAGUAUCUAGGCCAAUAUAUCAUGAUGAAGCAGCUUUAUGACCAGCAGAAGCAGCAUAUGGUGUAUUGUGGGGGAGAUCUUCUAGGAGAACUGCUAGGACGCCAGAGCUUCUCCGUGAAAGAGCCAAGCCCUCUUUAUGAUAUGCUAAGAAAGAAUCUUGACACGUUAACCACUCCUGCUGCAGAUGCCGCCGCUCAGACUCUCGCUCUCGCACAAGAUCACAGUAUGGAUAUUCCAAGCCAAGACCAACUGAAGCCAAGCGAAGAGGCCAGUGUGACCACCAGGAAAAGAACGGAAGAAGGCAGUGCUCCCAUGCUGCCCAACUCACAGCCCAACUGCAGAAAUUCACGACAAGAUGAAGACUUGAUAGAAAAUUUAACCCCAGCUGAGAGCUCUGUGCUGGACCUCGGGUUUGAGGAGUGGGAUGUAGCUGGCCUGCCCUGGUGGUUUUUAGGAAACGUGAGAAACAACUAUACACCUAGAAGUAAUGGCUCAACUGAUUUACAGACAAAUCAGGAUAUAGGUACUGCCCUUGUUUCAGACACUACAGAUGACUUGUGGUUACUGAAUGAUUCAGUAUCAGAGCAGUUAGGUGAUGGAAUAAAAGCUGAAGCUGCUGGUACUGAACACACAAGUGAAGAACUAGGGAAAGGGAAUGAAAAAAAGGUUAUUGGAGUGGAAAAGAGUGACGAUUUUGAGGACUCUAAGUCCUUAAGUGACGAUACCGAUGUAGAAGUUACCUCUGAGGGUGAAUGGCAGUGUACUGAGUGCAAGAAAUUCAACUCUCCAAGCAAGAGGUACUGUUUUCGCUGCUGGGCCUUGAGGAAGGAUUGGUAUUCAGAUUGUCCUAAGUUAACCCACUCUCUUUCCACCUCUGAUAUCACUGCCAUACCUGAAAAGAAGGAAAAUGAAGGAAUUGAUGUCCCUGAUUGCCGGAGAACCAUUUCAGCUCCUGUUGUUAGGCCUAAAGAUGCAUAUAUAAAGGAAGAGAAUGCUAAGCCUCUUGAAUCCUGCAAUUCAGUGGAAUUCUUGGAUUUGGCUCACAGUACCGAAAGUCAAGAGACCAUCUCAAGCCUGGGAGAGCACUCCGAUAAUCUUUAUGAGCAGAGAACAGAUGCAGAGAGCAUGGAGGAUUGCCAGACUCUCUUGAAGCCCUGUAGCUUAUGUGAGAAGAGACCUCGAAAUGGGAACAUUAUUCAUGGGAGGACAGGCCAUCUUGCCACUUGCUUUCACUGUGCCAGAAGAUUAAAGAAGGCCGGGGCCUCUUGCCCGGUGUGCAAGAAAGAGAUACAGCUGGUCAUUAAGGUUUUUCUAGCAUAGCUGCGUCAGUGGGCUGCAGAGAAACCAAACAGGGUCCGGUCAGGAAGGAAAGUUCUAGCAUUAAGCCUCUCCCCUCCAUUUGACCCAUUGCAUCCAUUUAUCUGCUCCUAUCAAGCUCUUCUGGGCCAUUUUUGCUUCUAACCCCCUAGGAAAAUUGAAGGGAAUUCCAUGGAAUGAGAUGAUCGGUUUGGAGACUAUUAACCUGAAAAACCCCUUACGUGACUUCAUCUCCCCCCAAAGGUGACCUAGGAAGGGGUAGCCGCCAGUGAGACGAAACGCAGUCAUUCAGUGACCACAUUCUUUGAAACAAAUCCUUUCUUUAGUUCAUUUUACUCCCUUUCUCUUUCCUGUUUGGAAAUAUUCUCAGACAUCAGAAACCCGUGGCUGCUCUUAGAGAAAUGUUAAAACCAGCAAAAGGAUGGUGACGUUAGGUGGGACUGGAUCCCUGCAUCCUGGAGUCAGGCGCCAUGACUCUGUGAUACCAAGAUGAACAAGUCUUGCGAUAGAAGGAGAUUUCUGAGUAUGCCUACAACAGCUAUUAAAAGUUUUUCGCUAACACAUCCUCAAAAGAAUUUUGAAAAACAUAUACCCCUUUGCACAUCUUAAAAAAUAGAUAUGCUCAGCAUCCAUUGUAAUGUUCCCCUAUGUGAAUUCACUGUACACAUGUGAGUCAAGGCCAACCAAAAUGAGCUUUGGUGGGUUCCUGGCAGCCCAAGACCUCCCCUUUCCCCCUUUCCAGGCAGCCACUUGCUCGUUUCCGGACUCUGGCCCUAGAUUAGUUUUCCUUUUGCACAUUGUUUAUAUCUAACUUACAGAUGAAUAUAUUUACAUACAAAGGCAUUUGUAUAUAGUUUUUGUCUUCGGAGCCUCAAAACUAUAUAUAGACUUGGCUGAUUGAAUUGAUAGAAAAAGUCCUGCCGUAGAUGUAAGCAAAGCUCGUCCUCAUUUUAAAACCAUUCAGCCAGCCCAGACUUCACUCUUGGUGAGAAAACAUCUGACUUCUCAUUUUUAGUUAAUAAAUGGAACAGUGUAGUCUUGGGCACAAUUCUCACUUCGAAAAUAGGUAGAGAAGGUACAGAAUUUUCCACCCAAACUUUGCCUCUAUCGUGACUUCUUUGGGUGUUUUGUGUCGAUUUUUGUUUUUCCUUUUUCUCUUUGGUGUCUCGAGGGUUUUGCUCUGAGGCAAGGCUUCAGAGUGUGCUUUCUAGAUAGGUCUCCUUUAUUUUGUGCACAGGGAAUAUGGCGACUGUGGGAAGGGAAGCUGUCAGAGAGAAAUGACAUCACUGGGGGCAUGUUAAUAUGAAGGCAGUAUAUAUAGAAAUGGAAGAUCUUGACAUCGCUUUCAUUGUAGCUGCCAUGUCUGCUUACCUCGUGGAAAAUUCUUGGUGCACCCUCAGAAGUGUGAAUGUGUUCUUUGGAAGAUUGAGAAGGAGUGCAAAAAAUCACCUGGGUUGAUUGUUAGGAAUAUCUAUCCCCACCCCAUCUUGACUUGACUCUCACAGUUGUCUGGCAGCUCCAGUGUAAGUGUGUUACUAGUCACACGUUUCAGAGCCUUGCUCCCACAGGGAGGGGUUUUUUCCCUUCCCAUUUUGCCACUGGCUACCAAACAAAGUGGUCAGCACCACGAGACAUGUACAGAGCACAUAGGUUUUCCAUUGAACAGUCUGUACGCGUUUUCUUUCUUAACAUUGAUUGGAAUCCUCACAGUGUAACAGCACUCUUCCCAUUUCCUCCCUCUGCUUUCCAGUUUGACUUCUUCCCUCUCCCUUGCUUUAUCUUGAGCUUUAUCUGUGGGCAAAAGCUGCACCUGUGAUCUCAUAUGGCUGAUGGCGCUGUGGAGGGCAGAUCUCCCUGGUGUUAUGGCCACGUUAUAGGCUUGGCCAUUGUUUGGUUGAGAGUUGAGCCAUGAGGGUAAGUUCACUUCCAGGCUUGAAGGGUGCCUAAGGUACACCGUCUAAUAGCCGGGUGUUUUUAAUGAUAAACUUAGAGAUUUUAAAAACUAGAUUGCACUUAUACUCAAGACCUCUUGUUUUGCACAUGAAGCUUGUCUUAAUGACCCUGUGCUGCUAUAACAGAAAUGACACAUGUGGAUGGUUUGACCGAACAAAUUACUUUUCCCCCAGUUUGAGGGCUAGAGCCCAAGUUUGGAGCACUGGCUCUAGGGGAAGGCCUUUCUCGGCCCUGGAGGAAGGGUCUUGCCUCCAACUUCAGGUUCGUUGGAGAUCUCCAUGUGUCUUGGCAUCGCUCUUACCCUAUCCUUGCUCAGCCCUUUUGUUGAAUCUUA
Echinops telfairi (small Madagascar hedgehog) is the source of this 3883-nucleotide messenger RNA. RefSeq names its product MDM4 regulator of p53 (gene MDM4). Gene Ontology annotation, biological process: negative regulation of apoptotic process; regulation of cell cycle; protein ubiquitination. The transcript is spliced from 11 exons. Gene Ontology annotation, cellular component: nucleus. The coding region runs from base 124 to 1599 and encodes 491 amino acids. NCBI's taxonomy places the organism in Eukaryota, Metazoa, Chordata, Mammalia, Afrosoricida, Tenrecidae. The record is from RefSeq and is a predicted model, not a curated record. Gene Ontology annotation, molecular function: ubiquitin protein ligase activity.